This is a messenger RNA of Coprinopsis cinerea okayama7#130, 1173 nucleotides long. RefSeq lists its product as hypothetical. The record is from RefSeq and is a predicted model, not a curated record. Lineage: Eukaryota; Fungi; Basidiomycota; Agaricomycetes; Agaricales; Psathyrellaceae. The transcript is spliced from 2 exons. Bases 1 to 1173 code for a protein of 390 amino acids.
AUGUACCCCGGCCACAACGACGACAGCGCCUAUGGCCACUACUGGUCUGGAGGUGACUCAGCCCCUGGCGAGAGUCUUUUUGCGACCACAAUGAGGGACAUGGAAAAACAGUUCUUCGAUACCUUUCCGGCAGCUCGAAUGGCGCUCCUGGCCAACAAUUGGGACAUGACCCAGGAGCCUGCCUGUCCGGCAGAUUCAUAUCCUUAUAUUCAUGAAACUGCUGCUUCGGAGAGCGAGUACCCCAGCUCGUUGAACAACGAGGGGUUGCACAUUCCGUCCCUUCCCAUCACAUACGACUCCUACACCCACAUGCGGGUCGACGAUUCGAAUAACGGGUCGCUGCAGGCGUCGUCUCCAUCCUCCUUUGCGAAUGGGCGACCACAGAAUCCAACACCCUCCCUGGGCAACUCAAGUUUGGAUACAGCUGCCUUCCAGAUGUCAGAAACCUCCGCGGCUGGGUCAACCUUGAGCUACUCUGACCGGGGGCACGUUCCAUCGCAAGACGUCCCCAUCGUCCCGUCUCAAGAUUAUCCACCUCCCUCCGAAGCCGCGUUCUCGCCUUACUCUGACCAGACGCCCGGUCAUUCUCGGCAGACUAAUGGCCGAUACCUAGAGCCUGCAAUGGGCUCGUUGGAACAGCCGAUGAGCGCUUCGGGCUCGCGGUACCCACAAGGCCCCCAGCCACUACAAUCUCAGCAUAUAGUCCCUAAUCCCAACCUUCCCGUGCAACAGAUUGUUAUUGUGGACCGCCCACCGAUGCCUUCGACCUAUUCCCCGUCCUAUACCCUGCAACCCGACGCCUAUUCCCCACCACCACCUACUUCCUACGAUACGAAACCCGCUUACAACGCAACACAUCAAACCCAAUAUACCGGGUCACCCGGUUCGUAUAGUCACCAUGCUUCGCGUGACGAUUCCAACGUAGUACCCCCGAGCUGGUCCCCACCAUCCACAGUGGUCAAACCUGAAUCGUCUCCGUCACCCAUGGGCCAACCAGCCCCGAUUGAAUCUGAGGAAACAGCGUCCACCACGCCCAGCAACACUGGCACGAAGUCUAAACCGGCCAAAAAGAACGGGGACAAGAAGCCCCCUCUUGCCUGCUUGUUUUGCCGAGGAAGAAAGAUCGCCUGUGGUGCACCCGUGCCAGGCGGAGAUGAGAAUACGUGCAAGUAA